AGUCAUUCACUCUGUGUGUGUUCACUACACUGAGGAUCCUCACACUGAUGAAAGGCUGACCAAAGACAAGCCUCCUCAUCAUCCAGCUGCCUGUCAGACUGUCAGCUGAGCCUCAGCCAGGAAAAGAAGAAGGAAAACACCAAGUAGUAUAAGGAAGAAGACAGACCUGGAUAAGCAGAGUAGAAGAAGAAGUGUGUUCAAGAUGAUCCUGUUGGCUGCCCUGCUGAUGUCUCACUUUUGCUGGAGUCUAGCUGCAGCAGAAAGCACAGAACUGGAGAGGAUUGCCAGAUGUGACACGAGGUGUUCUCAGGGACUUCAGUGCAAAGCCAAACAAAGCAUAGGUUGGUUUCAUCCGCCGUGUCAGAACCCUUCUGAAGAUCUCAACACCACCUCAGUACUCCACAAUGUCAGCUUCUCCACAGUGAUGAAGUGUGAAGGGAGGCAGAAAUGCUCGCUGCACCUCAGGAUCAAAACAGUUUUACAGCUUACCAAGUCCAUACAUGGUGUGUCUGUCUGCACGGUCACCUCAGGGAUGACUUCAAACUGCCAAAAGUUUAAGUUCUCAAAAGCGUCAAGAGAAAAAAUGUCUGGACUGCAGGUGGAAGUUGAGAAUGACUGCACUCAAGUGUUUCCGAGUCAACAAGUGCAAGUUACGGUGGAAACUGCACCAAACUACUGUGGCUUAACCUGGACCGGCAGCUACCAAGCUCCAGGAUGCAUCAGUGAGGAUUUGAGAAGACAUGUCCCAGACUGCAUCACUGGUAGGCUAUCGUAUAAUAACAUCCCGGAGAGGAAAGAGCUGAGCGUCAAAGUGUCAGACAUGCUUGAAGGUCACGACUACAACGUCCGUUUGUGCUAUAAGAACUUCAUCUGCAUUGGCGCAGGAGCCCCUACGCUGAUAAAGAAGGAGCAGCCCAUAAAGAGCGUCACACUCGCGUACUCUCGACCUUUGCCCUGCCUCUGCAUUGAGGGCUGGUCAGCAGUGAUGGACGCCCCCAGAGUUCAGCUCUGCCCAUUCAAAGACCGUCUGGAGGAACUGUGGUCUGGAAUUACCUUCGACCCGCUGGAGGAGACUCUUCUAUGGGACCCUUCUUGUCCAAUCACUGCUGUGGCUGCAUUGUGCCAGAAACGAGAGGACGGGGUCUGCUUGGAUCUGCCUCAAUCCUCCCAGAAUGUCAGCAGUGAGAAGGUAACAUUUUCCAAAGUGGAUCCACACCCUCAACUAUGCGUGAAGUUUACUAUAGACUCUCAAUCCUGGACCAGGUGCCCUUUUGCUGAUGGGAGAUUCCAAGCGUGGGAGAUUUCUGUGACAACACAACAGGGGCACAGAGAAAUGAAGAUGUCAUCAAAGAUCAAUGCAACGUUUUCUGUGGGGCUGUGUGUGAAGUCUGAAGGCUCAUCUGAGUGUCACGCUACUGAAACACAGUCUGUGCAUGUAGAGAAACACAAAGGUGUUGACUUGAAGGUGGCAGGGGAACUGUGCGACUAUUGCCUCCAGGUCAAGAGGGUUGAUGUGAAGCAUGCUGUCACAGUCAUUCACUGUCCUAAGCAGUGUGAUCAACCACAUGCCAGACCUGUCGUCGCCAGUCAAGCCUCUUUGGACUUGACCUGGGUUGUUCUUCCAGUUGGCGUUUGCCUCUCUGGCAUCAUAAUCAUCACUCUGGUGCUCCAUGUGAUGCUAACAGUGUAUCAGAGGAGGAAGCAAAAAAGAAAUGGAGCCUGUACUUCCAAAAAGCAAAUGGUUCCUGAUCCUGACUGUGCUGUCUCUGCAUUACAAACUCAAUCUAUCCUCCAUGAAGGGGUCCUUAUACCGGAUUCACCACAGUGUAAAAACAACGAGAAGGCCAACCUCAUCUCUAAAUGACCAAACAACAGUGCAAUGGUCUUACUUGCUUUUGUGCAGUAAAAAGAUGUUACAAAAAACAAGAAGUUCUCUGCUGCAUAAAGUAUAUAUUACUGAGAUAUUUCAAAUGUUUGUAUCUUAUUGUUGAUGUGCUGGCUGGUAUGCUUGUUGGAGUUAUUCGCUGUUUAUCUAUUUUGUGUGGUGUUAUCUGUUCAGUAACACAUAUGUGAAGUUAAAAUAUUAUUUCAUCUUGCAGCUAAAGAGUUCCCGUCCUAAUUUAAAUGUGUGUUUUUUCAAUAAAAAAUACAAAACAUGAAACAAAAAAA
Acanthochromis polyacanthus (spiny chromis) is the source of this 2169-nucleotide messenger RNA. RefSeq names its product interleukin 17 receptor E-like (gene il17rel). NCBI's taxonomy places the organism in Eukaryota, Metazoa, Chordata, Actinopteri, Pomacentridae. Bases 203 to 1864 code for a protein of 553 amino acids. The transcript has 18 exons. Gene Ontology annotation, molecular function: interleukin-17 receptor activity. The record is from RefSeq and is a predicted model, not a curated record.